Protopolystoma xenopodis is the source of this 684-nucleotide messenger RNA. The record is from the annotation of a GenBank genome assembly. NCBI's taxonomy places the organism in Eukaryota, Metazoa, Platyhelminthes, Monogenea, Polystomatidea, Polystomatidae.
AUGCCAACCGGACAGGUCGUUACCACUCUGAGCGUGGAUCAGGGAUUUUUCCCGCCUGGCGUGAUGCCAUUCCACGAGCCCGCAGCCCGACUCCAUCUAUCACAGACCUUCUUCAUGCCUCGCAUCAAGGCACCGCUUCUCCACCAGAUCCCCAUCUGGCCCAUCAUUGUUGGCCUCGUCUGUGGCCUCAUCCUGUUCGCGUUGCUUGUCAUCUUGCUCUAUCGCCUCGGCUUCUUCCGCCGGCGACGCCCGGCCCAGCUGCGGGCCGAGCUCACUCGCAACGGGGCUCGUGGGCAAUCGGAUCGUCCGCAGUCGGACCAGGGCCUGUUGGACGCGAACGCGUCGGUGGCCUCGGCACCGGACGGCGGUCGGGACUCCAAUUCACUGGGUCAACUUGCCGCCGUCGGCGAAUCCGGUUCGGCCGGUCGUGGCAGCGCCAGAGGCGAUGAGGCCGGUGCAGGUCGCAGAAUUACCCACGCCGGAUUCGGUGGCCGGUCCGACCCGAAGGAGGUGCUGCGCGAACGGAAGCGAAAGCGCCGCAGAGAGAUGCACAUCGUGCACCCUGGAGAAGCGCCUGGUACCACCGUGCAGGCGAGCAAUGCCACCGCCUCUGCAAGGCCGCACUCUUAUUCGGUUGAGCAACAUCUGCUUUCAGAGGGUCGAGGUUCGCCGACUAGCCUAUAG